AUGUCUUCGGCUACCCCACCCUCAAUAAAACAACUUAAAUCUCUUCUACGCCAGGCCCUUCGCAUUCGGAUCCUCGACGGCCGCAUCUUCCUCGGGACAUUUGUCGGAACGGACAAGCAGCUCAACAUCCUCCUCGUGAACGCUGAGGAGUAUCGCAUUGGCAAUGAUCGCACGGAUGAGAGUGCGAACGGGCGUUAUGUUGGGCAGAUUCUUGUGCCAUGGAGGUUGAUUUCUACGGCAGAGGCGCGGGCGGGGUUGGGCAUUGGAUUGGGCUCGUUGGAUAGUGAUGAUAGCCUGUAUGCAUGA
Molecule: messenger RNA, 306 nt
Organism: Sparassis crispa
Lineage: Eukaryota; Fungi; Basidiomycota; Agaricomycetes; Polyporales; Sparassidaceae
Exons: 1
Coding region: 1-306 (101 amino acids)
Cellular component (GO): NatC complex
Source: RefSeq, a predicted model, not a curated record